GCGAGAACUUGCUUUGCAGCCUGAGUAGUUCUUCUUUCGAUUGUUAUUGUCGCUUUUAAAAAAUCUUAUUAUACAGAAACUUCGCGCUGAUUUAAUCGAAAGUACAGGAAAAGUGCUUUUGAAGUCGGAACAUGGAACUACAAGGCCUUCAAGAGGCGUUGAAAGUGGAAAUCCAAUGUCAUCAGAAACUAGUUGCACAGAUGAAGCAAGACCCACAGGAUGGAGAGCUUAAGAAACAACCACACGACAGGCAAAGCAGAAUAACAGCUCUAAGCGAGAAACAAAAGCUGGCAGUAAGAAGUUGUCCAGUGGGGACGCCGGCCAAGCCCCUCUCCCUCAUCAAGGCGCCCAGCCAGAGCAUAGCCAUCUCCGUGGUGCCGGCCAAGGCUCCCGUUUCCAUGGUGACCGCACACAUGAACGGACAAAAGGCGGCAGGCUCCGAGGCGCCGCAGACGUCGCCCAUCAACCUGCAAACGGGCAGCAGGGCGGCUGCCGCGGGCGGGCAACCCCUAGGCCGGAGGACGGGAGAGCUGUGCCACUCACAGAUGCUGGGAACCUUCACAGCAGUUCCCAUAAAGGUGCCUCAGGUCAGCUCUCUUCACCGGCUGGCUGGGCAGUCGCCCACUGUGCUACCUCAGGUAAGGCCAAAGACCCUGAUCCCAGACAGCCUUCCGCACAACCCAUGCCAGGAACAGCAGUCUGGCCAGCCCGUGAGCCUGGCACGAGGCACCGCCAUGGUGAGCCCCAGGAGCCAGGGCCCAGCCCUGCCCGUCGCCAACAGCACCUUCAGUCCGGAGAGGGGCCCCGCCAGCCGGCCCGACAGCUCACCACCCCCACCGCCCCUGCCCAGCGUCUCCGUGGCAGCAGCGGCGGCGACUAGCCCCGGCGUGGCUUACGCCAUCAUCUCGGCUGCCUCACCAGCUGGGAACGGUGUAGCGGCCGUGAGUGAAGCUGUGAAAGUGCAGCCGUUGCUCUUCAGUCCGGACAGUAAGGUGAUAAUUAUCCAGCCGCAGGCUCCCAGCAGCUCACAGACGUCUCCGGGAGCCCAGGCUGAGAGCCCCUCACAGGAUCCCAGCCCUGUUCCCUCUUCCCCACACAAGAUGAAGAAGAAGGAGGAAGACCCAGAGAAAAUUGCCUUCAUGGUAGCUCUUGGCCUGGUCACCACUGAACACUUGGAAGAGAUCCAGACCAAAAGGCAGGAGAGGAAGAGAAGGAGUACAGCCAACCCUGCGUACAGCAGUCUCUUUGAGCCAGAGCGCAAGAGACUUGCAUCAAAUUAUCUGAACAACCCGCUAUUCCUAUCAGCAAGAGACUCUGAGGAUCUGUGUUGGAAGGACGGGCUAGAGCACGAUGACCACUGUGCAGUGUGUAAAGAGGGCGGCGAGCUUCAGCAGUGCCACACCUGCCCCCGCGUCUACCACUUAGAGUGCUUAACCCCGCCCCUCAAAGCCCCGCCAAAGGGCAUGUGGAUGUGCCCCAAGUGCCAGAAGAAGGUCCUGAAUAAAGAGAACUUGUCUUGGCCACAUAACUUUGUCCAGUCCUAUGUCACACAUAAAGCAGUGCGGGAGGAGGAGAAGAGGAAAUUAAUGAGGAGGAACAGUGAAUUGAAGAAAGAGUGCGCCCAGCUCAAAGAAGAAGACCAGAGGCUCAGCAAGUCUCUCACGAAAUGCAUGGACCUGAAAGAGCGUCUCCUGAGCCAGCAGAGGGAGACUCAGGCCUCUCUGGAGCGCCUCCGGGCCCUGAUCCGGCUCAUCCAGCGUGACCAGAUGAUACAGGUCACCAUGACGGCCACCACCACCACCACUGCGGGAGCUUCGUUGCUCUCCCUGCCCUGGAUCAAACCCACCAGCAGCAGCAGCAGCAGCAGCAGCAGCACCAGCAGCCCUCCCAGCAACACAUCGCCCCCUGCAGGCCCCUCUGCGCUACUGCACAAGAGUGUGGCACAGUCACAAGGCAACAACUGACCCCAGAUCAAGCAAAACCACCUAUGACUUAUGAGCGGCUGUAGAACACAAUGCAUUUUACCAUCGCUGAGACAUACCACUCAUUGAGACAUAUUCACAAUGGGAACUGGAGAGUCGUAUCUAACCAUUGUGGGGUUUUAUUGUGCAAGAGCAAAUGUCUUAAAAAAAGAAAUCCUUUAAAAAAUCUGAAAAAAAAACAACAGUAUAUCCUUCACUCAGUUCAUGACAAGUAUUUUUUAAACCCGACACCUACAGUGCUUAUGAGAUUUUUUUUAACUUGUUUUUUUAAUUUAUUAAAUAUUCUUGGCCUUAAUGUAUUUAUGACAAAAAAGCAGAUAACAGUGCCGUCAUGAAUAUGUGAAAUAAGUAUUCUACACGGCCUUUUCAUUUUUUUAAUUAUGAUUUGCUUUUUAACGGGGGUGGGUAUGGGAUAAUAAUACUUGUUCUGCUUAUAGUGAGAGAGGACAUUAGAAUAGUGGUAGUGAAAAACACAUACCAAGCGAUACACAUGAAAUGCAGAAGACUGUACAAGAUCUAUCUGAGGAGAGAAAUUGUGCUCACUCUCCUAUGAACAGUGAUUGCCAUAAAAAUUCAGGUGAAAGAGAGAUGGGGAAAUGUUUUUCAUUGUGUAUGUACUUAUGAGCAUACGAGCCUUCAAACUAACAAAAAAAGACGAACAGAGAAUACCUUUUUUUUCAGUAUUAAUAGAGUUGAGAUAAAGGAACAAAGUAUUUAAGAUGACUACGAAAUUUAGCAUUUCUAGUGGAGAAUUUAGUAUUUUCAUGCUGAUGCCUGUUCAUAAUUGUGAAAUGAAGUAUUGGAGAGAGGGGAUUGUUGUACAUAUGUUGUAUUGUUAUUACAGGUCCUUUCUAAUUUUUUCUUCUGCAUUGUUUCUCCAAUCGCAGCCACGUAUAGGGGGUUCAUAUAUUUUCCAGUUGCACUGGCAACAGAAGCAGAUGGGCCAUUCAAGCUCCAGUGAGUGUGUGAACCUAUCAUUAACCCCUUGCUUUUCUAUUACCAGUAUAUAAAAUAUGCCAAAAAGACUUUUUGUACUGGAAACUUCCCCGUCUUUUCACCAUUAUACUUAUUAUUAUCCUGUCUAUAUUUCUUUCUUUCUUUUUUUUUUUUUUUUAAGUUUAUUAAGUUCAUUUCAUGUUUUUUACAGUCAUAUGACAUCAAGUACAACUUCACAUAUUGCAAGGAGAACGCUAGUUGGAGCUGUAUCUUUUUGCUCUCAUUGCUUAUUUAAUUUUUUAAAAGAUCUGCUAGGUGAUACAAAUGAACACUGCCUCAAGAACAAGAUUAGACAAAUCCAGGGUUUAUUUAAUAUAUCAGAACAAUUAAAGUUUAAAGAAGAAAAGUUAACUGGACUGAACUUUCUGGAGGGACGGUUUUGUGUGUGUUGCCCCAGUUUGUCCGCUUGCUUUGCUGAAGGGUUUCUGAAGUGUGUAGUUCUGACCGAGCCAGCAAGGUAGAGCUGCUCCUCAGCCCCUCAGAGUCUCCUCUCUAUGCCCACGUGUCCUGAUCAGUGAACACAGCCACAAUCAGCACGGCUGACUGAUGGUAAGUCAUAGCCCAGUUUGUAUCCAAAAAUACAGUGGUUCACUUGUGUUCAGUAUUUCCCUGACCAGUAACCAAUACUAGCUAUGGGAGAUUUCAGAAGAAAAACAGCUCGAAACAGUUUUCAACUUUCAAUUGUCAUUAUAAGGGCUUCACAGUGAUUGGAUUUCCUCAUGGGGGGAAAAAUGUUUUAUAAGUGCAUAUCAUAGUUUCCUUUUAUGGUUUUGUGGCAUAGCAAGUAUUCUAAUUAUUCACAAAAAAGCCAGAAAAGUUCACACAGAGUAUCUGUCAGUCAGAAUCAGAAUGUAAGUAAUUCCAUGCGUAUCACCCACUGCCCACUGUUGCUUUAAAAACAGAUACGAAAAUCCUGUUGUAAACAGGAAAGGUAAA
Molecule: messenger RNA, 3914 nt
Organism: Electrophorus electricus (electric eel)
Lineage: Eukaryota; Metazoa; Chordata; Actinopteri; Gymnotiformes; Gymnotidae
Gene: phf21b
Product: PHD finger protein 21B
Source: RefSeq, a predicted model, not a curated record